UAAUUUUGGAUAGUGAAUAAAACUAGUUUUGGAAGACAAGAUGACUACAGCUGCAGAAAGAAAGUAUAUUAAUAUUAGAAAAAGAUUGGAUCAGUUGGGAUACCGCCAGACUCUGACUGUGGAGUGUUUACCUUUGGUAGAAAAACUUUUCAGUGACCUAGUUCACACAACAGAAAGUCUUCGGAAAUCAAAAUUAUCUGCUGUGAAAGCUGAAAAAGAAAGUGCCAAUUUUGAUUUUGUUUUGGAACCUUAUAAACUUGAAAAUGCAAGAUUAACAAAGGAAAAUAAUGAAUUAUACCUAGAAUUAAUGAAACUGAGAGAACAAUCAAGCCAAAACAUUAAAGAGUUGAAAACUACACUGAAGAAGUAUGCACAUGAAACAGCUGACCUGAAAUUUCUAAAUAACCAGUAUGUUCAUAAACUCAAACUUUUGGAAAAAGAGAGCAAAGCUAAGAAUGAAAGAAUCCAACAACUUCAAGAAAAGAAUUUGCAUGCUGUAGUACAAACUCCAGGUGGCAAGAAGAGAAGUAUCGCUUUCAGGCGCCAGCGUAUGCAGAUAGACGAGCAAGUCCCUCCCUCCGAAGUCAGUUCGUAUCCAGUUCCUCAGCCAGAUGACCCUUACAUCGCAGACCUCCUGCAAGUGGCUGAUAACAGAAUUCAAGAACUUCAAGAGGAAGUCCACCAGUUAAAAGAAAAGUUAGCAGUGAUGGAAAGUGAACUGAGAGAUUAUAACCAGCAGAUUGAGCUAAGAGAACGAGAGAUAGAACGACUGUCGGUUGCCUUGGACAGUGGCCGCUCCCCUGAUGUCCUCUCUCUGGAGACUAGAAACAAAACAAAUGAAAAACUUAUUGCUCAAUUAAAUAUUCAGGUUGACUUUCUUCAGCAAGCUAAUAAAGACCUGGAGAAGCAUAUACAGGAGCUUAUGGAAACCAAGGAAACAGUAACAACUGAAGUUGUUAAUUUAAGUAACAAAAAUGAAAAACUCUGCCAAGAAUUAACUGAAAUAGACCAGUUAGCACAGCAGUUGGAAAGACAUAAAGAAGAAGUGCUUGAGACUGCAGAUAAAGAACUUGGGGAAGCAAAGAAAGAGAUUAAAAGAAAGCUUUCUGAAAUGCGGGAUCUUGAAGAAACAAUGGCAAAACUUCAACUGGAAUUAAACUUAUGCCAUAAAGAAAAGGAGAGACUGAGUGAUGAACUCCUUAUAAAAUCAGACCUGGAAACCGUUGUUCAUCAGCUUGAACAAGAAAAGCAAAGACUUAACAAAAAAAUGGAAAGUUUUGCAGUUACAGAAAGAGAACUUACUCUGGAAGUUGAAAGGAUGAGGCUGGAACAUGGAAUAAAACGUCGAGACAAGUCACCCUCUCGUUUAGAUACGUUUCUGAAAGGUAUAGAAGAAGAACGAGAUUUUUAUAAGAAAGAGCUGGAAAGACUCCAACAUAUAAUACAGCGAAGAUCUUAUUCUACAAAUUCUACACGUGAAAAAAUUCCAAUAUUUAAAGCACUAGAAAAGAGCAAAAUGGCUUUGUCCACAUGGCAGAAAACAUGGCUUCAGACUGUUCCCAGCCUUGGACCAGUUAGGAAGGGUGAUUACAACUCCGAAAUUCAUCUGAUCAUAAGAGAAAGAGAUGAACUUCAGCAUAUGCUGGAAAGAUUUGAAAGACGUAUGGAGGAUAUACAGUCCAAUGUUAAAUUAUUGACAGCAGAAAGAGAUAAACUAAGUGUCUUAUAUAAUGAAGCUCAGGAACAGUUACAUGCACUAAGACAAGAAUCAACCCAAACCACAGUCUCCCAUAAUUUUAUUAGUCUUAUGGAAAAGGAAAAAGAACUUGCAUUAUCUGACUUAAGAAGGAUUGUGGCAGAAAAAGAAGCUUUAAAAGAAAAAUUUAAAAAUCUCCAGGAAAUGAGUAUUUUUGAAAAAUCAAAAUUAGAGAAAACUAUUGAACAUUUGACCCGUGUUAACCAUCAGCAUGAAGAUGAAAAACGUGAAUUAAAGUCUAAAAUGUUAAUAUUGAAAGAAACAGUAGAGUCAUUAGAGAACAAAGCAAAACUCCAAGCUCAAAAACUUACCCAUGUGGCUGGUGACUCAACUCAUCACAAAACAGAGAUGAACUCACUUAGGCUAGUAAAUGAGCAGCUACAGCGGUCACUUGAUGAUUGUCAGCAUCAGCUUUCCAAAAAAAGAGAUGAACUUGAAUCAGCCCAAUCACAGAUUAACUUACUGGAAGAAGAAAUAGGUAAACUACACCUUCAGAUGACUUCACAGAGUGAAGAGGCUCAUGUAAUGAAAAAGACCAUUGGUGCUAUUGAUAAAGAAAAAGACUUUCUUCAGGAGACUGUAGAUGAGAAGACAGAAAAGAUUGCAAACUUGCAAGAAAACCUGGCUAAUAAAGAAAAAGCUAUUGCUCAGAUGAAGAUAACAGUGUCAGAGUAUGAAUCUUCUAUGAACCAGCUAAAGGAAAUGUUGAGUAAUCGGGACCGAGAAAUAAGCAGCCUCCGGCGGCAGCUUGAUGCAGUUCACAAAGAACUCGAUGAGAUAGGAAGAUCUAAAGAAGUGUGUUUUAAGGAAAACAGAAGAUUACAAGAUGAUCUGGCUACAAUGGCAAGGGAAAACCAGGAAAUCUCAUUGGAAUUGGAAGCAGCAGUGCAAGAAAAAGAGGAAAUGAAGAGUAGAGUUCAUAAUUACAUAACGGAGGUGUCACGAUGGGAGAGCCUAAUGGCUGCUAAGGAAAAAGAAAACCAUGAUUUGUUAGAUAGAUUUCAGAUGCUUCAUAACCGUGCUGAAGACUGGGAGGUCAAAGCCCAUCAAGCUGAGGGAGAAAGCAGCUCAGUUCGACUGGAACUUCUUUCUAUUGACACAGAGAGGAGGCACCUUCGAGAAAGGGUGGAGCUACUAGAGAAAGAAAUUCAGGAGCACAUAAAUGCACAUCAUGCUUAUGAGUCUCAGAUCUCAUCAAUGGCAAAAGCCAUGUCUAGAUUAGAAGAAGAGCUGAGACACCAAGAAGAUGCAAAAGUAGCAGCGUUGAAUGAUAUGUCCUCUCUUAGAGAACUUUGCAUUAAGCUGGAUUCAGGCAAAGAUAUUAUGACCCAACAGCUGAAUUCCAAAAACCUGGAGUUUGAGAAGGUUGUGGUGGAAUUAGAAAAUGUAAAAUCAGAAGCAGACCUGUUAAAAAAACAAUUGUCAAGUGAGAGACAUACAAUUAAAAGCCUUGAAUCAUUGUUGGCUACAAAUAGAGAUAAAGAAUUUCAUUCUCAUUUAACCUCUCACGAGAAGGAUACAGAAAUUCAGCUACUUAAAGAGAAGUUAACCCUUUCAGAAAGCAAAUUAACUAGUCUAAGCCGGGAAAACACCAUGCUUCGGGCUAAAGUGGCACAGUUACAAACCGAUCAUGAUGCUAUGAAAAGGCAGAUUUCAACUGAAAGAUAUGAACGAGAAAGAGCAAUCCAAGAGAUGCGUCGGCAUGGUCUUCCCACACCACCCCUUAGUUCAACUCUAAGGUCUCCUUUACAUUCUCCUGAACAUAUAAGCUGUUAAUUAUCUUAAAGAAUGAUGGCCUGAGUUACCUGUGUGGAUUUUUUAAGGGACAGAACAGUAAUGAAAUAUUUGAAGUACUUGUUUCUGAAAAUCAUGAACAUUGACACAAAUUCUACCUCUGUCAACUUUUAUUUAAAUCAGUGAAUAUUUAUGUAAACAAAAUUUGGUUUAAAAGAGCCAUA
Messenger RNA from Suricata suricatta (meerkat), 3714 nucleotides. RefSeq names its product centrosomal protein 135 (gene CEP135). Bases 41 to 3532 code for a protein of 1163 amino acids. NCBI's taxonomy places the organism in Eukaryota, Metazoa, Chordata, Mammalia, Carnivora, Herpestidae. The record is from RefSeq and is a predicted model, not a curated record. The transcript is spliced from 26 exons.